CCGUCACAGCGCUCUUGUCAGGGAUACGCAACCAUUGGUUUUGGGACCCGACUCUAGCAGUCCAGAUGAGUGACCGUCGUUCUGAUACUAGAGUCUGGUCCCAAUGAAGGCGGGCUUCGCACCCCAACUUUCGUGGAAACUUUUCUGACCGUAUCCGUCAUCUCCGAGACUGAUUCAGACUCUGCGGCGUUCCGCGUCACGCGAGACCAUAACGGGACACAAUCCACCGCGAAGGCGAAACUCAAAUCAAACUCAAACCCAAACCCAAAGUGCAGCUAGCAGGACUCGUCCUGGUCUUAACCUCAUACGCCUCGUUUGCCAUUUUUCUCUUUUCCUCCACGGCUACAAAGUCACACAAUGCUGUCCUUGUCCGCCGAAAUGGAGGCUGCCAUCGUCGCUGCCUGCAGAGAGCACCAGGUGCAGCAUGGUCGCCGCAGGGCCGGAUACGUCGUUGUCAAUCAGUACUUUGUCCAAUAUGGCGAGCCAGCCGUUCUCGCUCACAGCGUCAAGAUGCGUCUUUUCCUGGCCAGCUCCGAACCGCGACCCGACAAACCGCGUAUCCCCCAGCUCAUCCAUCGCUUCGACAAUGGCCAGGGCACGGCGUACGUCGUUCUGGAGCAUGUCAAGCUCGCCAAAUCUCCUGCCGACCUUGACAAGAGGAUCGCCGCCGUGGUGACGUGGCUCUCGGGGCUGCAAAUUCCUCCCGGCCACAAGCUCGGACCAUUAGGAGGCGGCCUCAUCCGACACGCCUUCUUCGACGGCCAGGAGGCGCCUCUGCCGUUCGAAAGCGUCGAGGCCCUCGAGCGCUACGUCGAGAAGGGCCGAACGAAGCUUUAUAAGCACGGCCAGGGCGUCGAUCCCAUUUCGCUCAGGGAUGAACGGCUCCUCUGCACGCAGGCCGAUCUAGACAAGAGCCACUUUGGCGUCGAUGAGGCAGGCCGAACGGUCCUGAUGGGCCUGCGCAGCAUCUCCUUCGUGCCCGAGACUUUUGUGCGCCAUACCCUCGUCAACGCCAAGCUUGCGACCCUUGCCGAUUGCUUAGGCCUAUCUGGCGAAAGCGACAUGAAGGCCAUGGCGGCCAUCGCUCACGUCCUGGGCAUGACGGCCGAUCCGAGCCUUGGACUCGAUAACCAAGGGAAGACAGCUAAAAGAGACGACGGAUACUGCUUCCGUCCAUGUCUUGAGCUGAGCGUUGCAUAGGCAAUACGUGAUCCUAAUUUGGGGCUUUUACGAAUGUUAGUCUAUCGCAAUGUGUACUACGAAAUUGACACUGUCGUAAUGUUUGUUUUGGCUGCUCGCUUCCGCCUAAAGCGUGUCUUGUCUGUCGUCGUCGAUGUACUGCUACAAUACCCAUCUUUUUUGUGCCUUC
Schizophyllum commune H4-8 is the source of this 1369-nucleotide messenger RNA. RefSeq lists its product as uncharacterized. The coding region runs from base 379 to 1200 and encodes 273 amino acids. The transcript has 4 exons. The record is from RefSeq and is a predicted model, not a curated record. Lineage: Eukaryota; Fungi; Basidiomycota; Agaricomycetes; Agaricales; Schizophyllaceae.